AUGUCAGGUCUCAGCCAAGAAGUCAACUGGUCUACGUUGACCCAGGCCCUCUCAGAGGACCAAGUCCUAGUCCCAGGAACCGAAGCUUACUCUAAAGCCAUCUUCGUUGGUAACUUGAACUACCGCAACAUCAACCCUGCCGUCGUGGUCAAGGCCCGCUCUGUGCAAGAUGUCCAAUCCGCUGUCUGCUUCGCCAACCAGAACAGCGUCAAACUCACAGUUAAAGUCGGUGGACAUGGUUUCAUGGCAUACUCUCUCAACGAAGGCGGCAUGGUCCUUGAUAUGAGUGCCAUGAACGGCUGUCAGAUCAACAACGACGCGAGGACUAUCACGACGGAAGGUGGACUUCUGUCUAGUGAUGUUCACGACAAGCUCCAGGAUAAUCGCGAUGUUGCCAUCACUGGACUAUGUGGAAGUGUCGGCUUCAGUGGAUUUACCCUCGGCGGUGGUAUCAGCCCUCUCUCAAGAAGCUACGGUCUCGGCUGUGAUAGUGUUCUUGAGAUGACUGUCGUCACUGCUGAAGGUGAUGUUGUUACCGUCUCCAAGGACGAUCGAGAUGAGAAGAAGCGCGAUCUCUUCUGGGCUUUGUGUGGUGGCGGCGGUGGUAACUUCGGUGUCACCGUCUCCAUGACCUCGAAGAUGCACAAGUUGAGAGAUGAAGCUGGUAAGAUUGUUUCUGGUGAGCUCAUCUGGAACCUACCUCAGCAGCAGCAAGCCUUUGAUGAGGCUAUGAAGGUUCUCAACUCGGGCAACUGUCCUGCUGAGCUCACUGCCAAUGGUGUUUGGUCUCAUGGGAAGAACAAGCAGUUCACUGCCGGUCUGAAGAUUAUCUACAAUGGCAACAUGGAUGAAGCCCAAGAGGCUCUCAAGUCUAUCUUGGCGCACGAGCCUGUUGAGAAUACUCUUGAAGAGAUGAACUGGACCGAUGUCAGCGAGAGCGACGAGGGCUGGGCCGCGGACAGCGAGGUCUACCUCCAUGUCGCAUCCUUCAUUUUGCCUGAAGGUGCCAUCACACCCGAGCUCACUUCCACAGUCAACGGCCUCAUGAGUGAAGCUGCGACAGCCGUCGGCAUCACUGAUGAGGACAAGCGCAACUCACCCAAGUGCAGCUUCAAGUGGCUACAUAUCGGCGCUCAAACCUCCGAGAUCCCCUCUACAGACACAGCCUUCUACUGGCGCGAUGGGCACUACGUUGCAAGCAUGAAAGUUCAAUGGACAGACGUCUCCAAGCGCGAGUCAAUCUUGAACUUCAUCGCCAAGUGUCAAGACCAGCUUCUUCCGUUCGCCAUCGAGAAGAAGGCUGCUUACGUAAACUAUAUCGAUGGUGCGGUUAGCAAUUGGGAGCAGGCGUACUAUGGCGAGAACUACGCUCGUCUUCAGAAGGUGAAGACGGAGUGGGAUUCCAAGAACUUCUUUAGUAACGAUCAGUCUAUCAAGCCGAUUGAGAAGACGGCUGCGAGAAAGACCGUGGUCGGAGUUUGCAAGAUGGCGCGGGGCACUCAGGUUGGACAGAAGACUACGGCAGUGCCAGUCGCUGUCUAA
Fusarium coffeatum is the source of this 1542-nucleotide messenger RNA. RefSeq lists its product as uncharacterized. The record is from RefSeq and is a predicted model, not a curated record. The coding region runs from base 1 to 1542 and encodes 513 amino acids. NCBI's taxonomy places the organism in Eukaryota, Fungi, Ascomycota, Sordariomycetes, Hypocreales, Nectriaceae. The transcript is spliced from 2 exons. Gene Ontology annotation, molecular function: oxidoreductase activity; FAD binding.